CAUAAAUUAUCAGCUCUCUCUCUCUCUCUCUCGCUCAUUUAUGUACACCUAUUAGUUAUACGACAGUUGUACUUCCUUUCCCGUGUAAAACUCAAAAGAAAACAUCCAACCAUUCACAAAGAAACAUAACAGAAAAAAUAAUUGAGCUUUGAUACCUCCAUGGAUUUAUCAAGAAUGAAAUUUAUUGGUCUUUGAGUUUCAGGUAGGAAUCAAAGGUCAAGCCAGAGGAAUAAAAAAAAAAGAGAGAAGAGAAAGAGAAGCUACCCUCGUACCUAGAAAAACAAGAAAGAUGGGCAGGUUUUUGCUUGAGACGCAAGCAAGCUCGACAAUAUCAGCUACUGAUGCAAACCCUAGAACUUUAGGAGGCUCUAACAGCGACGCCAAGAAUAUGGCUACCUUGGAUACAAACAUGGUGAUUAUCCUAGCGGCUCUUCUAUGCGCCUUGAUCUGUGCCCUUGGCCUCAAUUCGGUCUUGCGAUGUGUCUUGCGCUGCACAAGGAGAUCCACGCCUAACGAAGAUCCAACUCACUCCAACCCAAACGCAAACCAACCAAAGGGGAUCAAGAAACGGGAUUUGAAGCGGAUCCCCGUUUAUUCAUACAGCUCGGAGCUUAAGACGAAAGCCACGGAGUGUUUGAUCUGCUUAGGAGAGUUUGUGGAGGGAGAAAAGGUUAGGGUUUUGCCGAAAUGUAACCAUGGCUUCCACGUGAAGUGCAUCGACACUUGGUUGCGGUCGCAUUCCUCUUGUCCUACUUGUAGACAACCACUCAUUCUACAUCAAACUCUGGCCGAUGGUUUCCUUCUGGAUGAUGACGGGACGGUCGCAGCGUAACACAGCGUUACUAGGAUAAUAUGGUAAUUGGUAAUGAGCCUGACACGGCAUGCUUGCUUCGGAAUUUUUUUUUAACUUUGCUUAAAUGGGGUUUCCUCGUUUAAUUUGGUCAUUGGUUGUUUGGUUCAUAAUAUUUUGUUUUUUGUGAAUUAACAGUAUUCACUUAUAAAUCAGGGGAGUUUCAUCCACAGUUAUUGUUCUGUAAUCUGUAAUUUGUUUUCCGGGUUAGGUUUGUUUCUUUGUUGUGGGGAAUGUAAAACCGAAAUUAUAACAGGUUCUGAUCGAUUCGGUUCGAUCAGCCUUUAGCUCGGACAAAGUUCGAUUUUGAAUGAAAUAAAUGUAAAUAUGUUGAUUUA
Messenger RNA from Brassica oleracea var. oleracea, 1188 nucleotides. Its product is annotated as RING-H2 finger protein ATL73. The transcript has a single exon. The record is from RefSeq and is a predicted model, not a curated record. Bases 290 to 832 code for a protein of 180 amino acids. Gene Ontology annotation, molecular function: transferase activity. Gene Ontology annotation, biological process: protein ubiquitination. NCBI's taxonomy places the organism in Eukaryota, Viridiplantae, Streptophyta, Magnoliopsida, Brassicales, Brassicaceae.